Messenger RNA from Puma concolor (puma), 2011 nucleotides. NCBI's taxonomy places the organism in Eukaryota, Metazoa, Chordata, Mammalia, Carnivora, Felidae. The record is from RefSeq and is a predicted model, not a curated record.
AUUACGGGAAAUAACUGUUCAUUCUCCCCACCUCCUUCCUGAUAUCACAGUCUUCAGAAAAAGAGGAUCUGCAUCUGGAAAUCAGAAUAAAAAUAAUCAGGCAGGGAAGCAUGGUGUAGUGCGUCUGGGAGUGUCGGUCUGGUCGCAUGGAGUCCUGCCUGGGUGCUGUACCCAGAAAGGCUGGCCUUUAUAGCUGGGAGCCAUUUCACGGGGCUUUCUUUCCCUGUCAUCUUCCAGAAACAGCCCGGGGUUUCGGAGGUAGAAGAUGCCCCGUACUGGCCUGCACCCAUCCAUCCCGAGGCCCAGGGGCAUGGGGGCCCAGAAGGCGGCUUUGGUCCUGUUGGCAGUCUGCCUGGCAGCCCUUUGGAGGCUGGGGGAGUCCCCGGACCAUACUCUCCGAUGGCUGGUGCUCCACCUGGCCUCCCUGCAGCUGGGACUGCUGUUCACGGGGGUCUGCCAUCUGACUGAGGAGCUGUGUCACCUCCACUCCAGGUACCAGGGCAGCUACUGGAGAGCUACAAAGGCUUGCCUGGGCAGCCCCGUUCGCAGUGGGGCCCUGCUGCUGCUCUCCUGUUAUUUCUACAGCACCCUCCCCAGCACAGACCUGCCCUUCACUUGGAUGCUUGCCCUCCUGGGCCUCUCACAGGCAUUGAACAUCCUCCUGGACCUCCAGGGCCUAGCCCCAGCUGAGGUCUCUGCAGUCUGUGAAAAAAAGAAUUUCAACGUGGCCCAUGGGCUGGCAUGGUCAUAUUACAUUGGGUACCUGCGGCUGAUCCUGCCAGGGCUCCCGGCCCGGGUACUCACAUGCAAUCAGCUGCACAACAACAUACUACGGGGCACAGGGAGCCAUCGGCUGCACAUCCUUUUCCCACUGGACUGUGGAGUGCCUGAUGACAUGAGUGUGGCCGACCCCAACAUUCGCUUCCUGUAUGAGCUGCCCCAGCAAAGCGCUGACCGCGCUGGCAUCAAGGGCCGGGUUUACACCAACAGCGUCUAUGCGCUUCUGGAAAACGGGCAACAGGCAGGCAUCUGUGUUCUGGAGUACGCCACCCCCUUGCAGACCCUUUUUGCCAUGUCACAGGAUGGCCGAGCUGGCUUUAGCCGGGAGGAUCGGCUUGAGCAGGCCAAACUCUUCUGCCGAAUACUUGAAGACAUCCUGGCAGACACCCCUGAGUGUCAGAACAACUGCCGCCUCAUUGUCUACCAGGAACCCGAAGAGGGAAGCAACUUCUCCCUGUCACAGGAGAUUCUCCGGCACCUUCGGCAAGAGGAAAGGGAGGUCACUGUGGGCAGUGUGGGGACCUCAAUGGUACGCAAUCCCUCUGUGCUGUCCCAAGAGCCCAAUCUCCUCAUCAGUGGCAUGGAACAGCCUCUCCCACUCCGUACAGAUGUCUUCUGAAGCCCAGGGUUACCUGGUCUGCACUCCCAAUGCUCCCCAAGAUUCUGGAUUCCCAAGACUCCGGAUUGAGGAGCUUUCUUCAGCAGCUGAAUGGCCAGAAGAACCAUUUCUUCCCACAAGGACCCUCUCAGAGAUGGUCCCUGAACUUAACAUCUCAAGAUGAAUCCUAUGACCUUGGGCAAGUUAUUUUGCCUCUCUGAACCUCAGUGUGCUCAUCUAUGAAAUAGGAUUAUAAUCAUUGCCCUACCUACUUCACAGGGUUGUUGUGAGGACUAUGACUGUCUGGAACUUUUUUGUAAACUCUAAAUGCCAGGUAAACUUAAGGGACACAUCAGGUGUCUUCCACUGGACCUUCUAGACUGUCUCUCUAUCCCUCUCUGCCUCCUCUUCCCUGGGAUGGUAUCACCAGGGUCCCUUGCUCUCUGGAUUCUGUUCAUGCUCAAUCCAUGAGGAGCCCCACUAGGAGAACAGAGGGAAGGAGGAGGGUGAUAUAGGGGUAGUUACUCCCCCAGAUCCCUCCCUGCAGUAUCAAGAUCACUAUGGGCUCUCUGCAUCUUUGACCUAAAGUCAUGGCUCUGCCAUGCUCUCAGUAGCCCUGUCUAUCCCCAGGUU